GAUCAUCAUAAUUCAUUCAGUAUACAACAGAUGACAUCAGAGCAGCAGCGGAAGGAGCUAGACGAUAGAGCGAGGAGAGGAGAGACGGUGGUGCCUGGCGGCACCGGUGGCAAAAGCUACGAGGCUCAACAACACCUUGCUGAAGGGAGGAGUAGAGGUGGGCAGACGAGAAGAGAUCAGCUGGGAACCGAAGGAUAUCAGGUGAUAGGCCGGAAGGGCGGUUUGAGCAGCGGUGAUCAAGGCGACCGGAAUCGUGGGAAGACUGGUGAAGAAAUGGACGUUCAUAAGUCCACUGGCUGAGCUGUUUGCAUCUUCAGUUUUUGUGCAUAUAAGAUGGAAUAAUAAACCAACCCUCUAGUCACAUUAUCUCUGUUUGUUUUUUUACAAGGAUACAUUAAGCUUGUAACAAAACGAGUGCUUGGUCUGA
Molecule: messenger RNA, 427 nt
Organism: Helianthus annuus (common sunflower)
Lineage: Eukaryota; Viridiplantae; Streptophyta; Magnoliopsida; Asterales; Asteraceae
Product: em-like protein GEA6
Exons: 2
Coding region: 31-300 (89 amino acids)
Biological process (GO): response to abscisic acid
Cellular component (GO): cytosol
Source: RefSeq, a predicted model, not a curated record